GCUCUCUGUCAGAAGAAAAGGAGGAAGCGGAGUGAGAGCAGAGCAGCGCAGCGGCAGCUCGUCUACUCUGAAGGACAAGAUUACAAACCCCAAACAAACCAAAAGCUAGCUAUCAGCUGAUCGCAACCUCGCCGUUUACCGUGAAGCGACUUUGGCAACCCCAGAGACGCCAACAACUUGCGUUGGUUAGUUAAAGUAAAAAAUAAAGUCGGUUGCCACAGACAGUCGGAGAAUGGCAGACUCUGCGGCGGCCAACAGCGACGGGGAGGACGGACCCCGCGAGCCCAUGCGGGGCUUCGCGCGCCAAGGAGCCCUCCGCCAGAAGAACGUGCACGAGGUGAAGGACCACAAAUUCAUCGCGCGCUUCUUCAAGCAGCCCACCUUCUGCAGCCACUGCACCGACUUCAUCUGGGGUUUUGGCAAGCAGGGAUUCCAGUGUCAAGUGUGUUGUUUCGUGGUUCACAAGCGUUGCCAUGAGUUCGUCACUUUCUCCUGUCCAGGUGCUGAUAAAGGACCUGCAUCAGAUGACCCGAGGGCAAAGCAUAAGUUUAAGAUCCACACCUACUCCAGCCCGACCUUCUGCGACCACUGUGGCUCUCUGCUCUACGGCCUCAUACACCAGGGCAUGAGAUGUGACCACUGUAUGAUGAACAUCCACAAGCGUUGUGUGGCCAAUGUGCCGAGCCUGUGUGGGACAGACCACACUGAGAGGAGAGGUCGCCUCCAGAUCACUGCAGAGAUCAAGACUAAUGUUCUCACUGUUACCAUCGGAGAGGGCAGGAAUCUGGUUCCCAUGGACCCCAACGGUCUGUCAGACCCCUACGUGAAGCUUAAACUGAUCCCAGAUCCCCGCAGCGAGAGCAAACAGAAGACCAAGACCAUAAAGUGCUGCCUCAACCCCAUAUGGAAUGAGACAUUUAAAUUCCACCUGAAGGAGUACGAUAAGGACCGCCGUCUGUCGGUGGAGAUUUGGGACUGGGACCUGACCAGCCGCAACGACUUCAUGGGAUCACUGUCCUUCGGCAUCUCAGAGCUCCAUAAACAGGGAGUGGAUGGAUGGUUUAAGCUGCUCUCCCAGGAGGAAGGAGAGUAUUUCAAUGUUCCUGUUGCUCCAGAGGGGGAGGAGGGCAACGAGGAGCUACGGCAGAAGUUUGAGAGAGCUAAGAUUGGCCCAGACAAAAACAAAGAAGGCAAGGCGGCCAAUGCUGCAUCCCGGUUCGACUCCAAUGGCAACCAAGAUCGCAUGAAGCUGGCUGAUUUUAACUUCCUGAUGGUGCUUGGCAAGGGCAGCUUUGGCAAGGUAAUGCUGGCAGAGCGUAAAACGACAGAGGAGCUGUAUGCUGUAAAGAUCCUGAAGAAGGACGUUGUGAUCCAGGAUGACGACGUGGAAUGCACUAUGGUUGAGAAGAGAGUGUUAGCAUUGGCUGGAAAGCCCCCGUUCUUAACACAGCUGCACUCCACUUUCCAGAGCAUGGACCGUUUGUAUUUUGUCAUGGAGUACAUAAAUGGAGGAGAUCUCAUGUAUCAGAUUCAGCAGGUCGGCAAGUUCAAAGAACCACAUGCUGUAUUCUAUGCUGCGGAGAUAGCCAUUGGUCUGUUCUUCCUACAUCUAAAGGGCAUCAUCUACAGAGACCUGAAGCUGGACAAUGUGAUGCUGGACUGCGAGGGUCACAUUAAGAUAGCAGAUUUUGGCAUGUGUAAAGAAAAUAUGACUGAUGGAGUCACUACCAAGACCUUCUGUGGAACACCAGACUACAUAGCACCUGAGAUCAUAGCCUACCAACCUUAUGGAAGAUCUGUGGACUGGUGGGCCUUUGGAGUAUUGCUCUAUGAGAUGCUGGCUGGGCAGCCUCCAUUUGACGGUGAAGAUGAGGAUGAGUUAUUUCAGUCCAUUAUGGAGCAUCACGUCUCCUAUCCCAAGUCAAUGUCCAAGGAGGCUGUCGCUAUCUGUAAAGGGCUGAUGACGAAGCAUCCAGCAAAACGACUGGGCUGUGGUCCGGAGGGAGAGAGAGACAUCAGGGACCACAGCUUCUUCCGCUACAUGGACUGGGAGAAACUGGAAAACAAGGAAGUGCAGCCGCCAUUCAAACCUAGAGCUAGAAACCGUCGGGACACCUGUAACUUUGACAAGGAGUUCACCAAGAUGCCGGUGGACCUGACGCCGACAGACAAGCUCGUCAUCAUGAACCUGGACCAGGAUGACUUCCUUGGCUUCACCUACAUUAACCCUGAAUAUGUGGCACCUGGAAAUUAACACACACUCGCCACUCUGAUGGACUGAUAGAAAAGAGUUUUCAGAGCUGAUAGGAGGGCAAACUGGCACUAAAGGUGUAAUUAUUUUGUCUAUGUUCAGUAAAUGCAUUUAUUUUAGGCCAAUAGGGGUUUGUCCAAUGCUUCAGCACAAGAACAGUUUCCCAACAUCAAACCUUCACAAAAGACUGGACACCAAACACAACACAAGACACAAGUAUUUUGUCAAAAAUUACCCUCUGUGUCAAAUGUGCUUUGUAUACAGGAUAAUAUACAUGCUAGAUUUAUGGAAAAAUAUCAAUUCAGAAGACCACAUUUGAUUAUUUAUUUAUUUAUUAUAUUAUUAUCUACGCAACACAUUACAGUGAUAUGGCAGCCCAGAUGCCAUACACACCACACCACCCCAGUCUUGCUUGGCGGCUGAGCAAGCACUCCCUUUUCUUAAUUUUAUGCCAGAAUUAUAGUACAUAUAUUUUCUUGUCUGCUAAUGGCAUUAGUCAGCUUAAAUCUACACCAAACCUAAACUAUUUUCACUUUUCCUAAUUGAAGUAUUGUGGUACGUUCUCUAGUGUUGCUCCACAAGUUUAACUUCAUCAUUGUGGCAUCUCAAAACAAACCAUGGAAGGCAAGUAACUAAUCGAUGAAGUGAAACAAGUCUGAAUGGAUGCAAGCAGCAGGGUCAGUCUCUGGGGUGGGGUUUGCUUGGUGCAGUUAAAAUGACUGUUUGAGCAAUGUUGAAAGAAGCAUUGUCUUCUAGACAUAGCACAUCCUGACAUUGAGUUUUCAGUCCACUGUCCACACAAUGCUAAAUGCUUUUUCCAUGAUGAUGUUUUAACAUGGAGACAUAGACACAUGGGACCCAACAGACAAGAAAUGCACCCUGGUUGCUUCUAGUGAAUGUUUUAUUGGCAUUUUAAUGAUGUUAGCCUUUUUAUAUAUUUUAUCUUGUUACUCAUGUAAAAGAAUAAUAUUGAUACAUUUGUGAAGCCCUAAAACAGCAUGAAACUCUGCAUCCACACAUCCACAGUGUCAGAAGUAUCUUCUGCAGCCAUUUUCCUAGAGGUACACAGGCUAUGCCUCCACUGAUGGCUAUCUUAGAAUGCACCGUGAGUAGAGCUGCUGUGUAUCAGUUCAAUUUGUGUGUCUUGACCAUUGUUGCCUGUUUUAACUAGCCUGUGCACUGUCAUGGUUUGCACUGUGCAAGUGCUGACACAUACUCAGUCUGAGCGUCUCACACUGGGCCAUCAGAGAGAAAUAUGCCUAAUGAGCAAACUUCAAAGCCUGUCAAAUCUUUUCGUCCUUCUCGUCUUCCUUUUUCUUCUUUUUGCUCUUGCCUUCUCCUUUCUCCCUUCCCCCAUUCCCUGCGUUGUCUCUCCUUUGUAUUUAUUUAAUUAUUUAUUUUUGUUUUGGCUCUAAUCCGUUCUUCUGACAAGGCCUCACUGGGAGCCUAAUAUGACGUGGUGUCACAGGGUCAGCGAUGCGGCAAUCACUAGUGAAGCAUGCACACACACACACAGAUGCACACACAGAGAAUGAGAAGCCGCUUUCACAACCCCCAAGUGAUCAAUUUCACAAACAGCAAUAAUAACAAGAGCAAUGCUGUUUUUCUCAUCUAUUUAUUUUGCACUUCUACUUUUCUCACCCAUGUGUGUAUGUCUGUGUUGAUGCUGUGUUUUGUGUGCAUAACCAUAUGUAAGAACAUGUUUGUGUGUGCAUGUGUGUGUGUGCUUUAUGAGACUUCAAUGGAUGAAGCCAAUUAUUUCAAAUUCAGCAAAUCUGCCUUCCAGCUUCAAACCACAUUAUAUCCCUACACUGUACAAACACACACACACACACACACACACACACUCGUACACACGCACACGUGUAACAAGGCGGACAAUGACUGUGAAAUGUUCGCUCCCGGAGGCACACAGGACAUAUACUGUAGGUCCAUUACACAGGCCUAUAAUGUUUCCCCUUCUCUAAUCAGCACAGCAGUACUCAUGUAUAGCCUACUAUAAGUACAGAUGCAUAUAUUGUACAUAUACAUAUAUAUACAUAUGUAAGCAUACACAAACAUACACACAUGGGAUCCUUCCAAACUCCUUGGAUCUGACUCUGCAGUCCUGUUCUUUUGUUUGGAUGUUGUAUAAUUUUAAAUAUAAA
Etheostoma cragini (Arkansas darter) is the source of this 4398-nucleotide messenger RNA. Its product is annotated as protein kinase C beta type-like. Gene Ontology annotation, molecular function: ATP binding; zinc ion binding; diacylglycerol-dependent serine/threonine kinase activity. NCBI's taxonomy places the organism in Eukaryota, Metazoa, Chordata, Actinopteri, Perciformes, Percidae. The coding region runs from base 233 to 2254 and encodes 673 amino acids. Gene Ontology annotation, biological process: protein phosphorylation. The transcript is spliced from 17 exons. The record is from RefSeq and is a predicted model, not a curated record.